CCCCCCCAGAACAGCGCCCGGUACCUGCAGCAGGAGCUUCCGGUCAGGAUCGCCCACAGGAUCCAGGGAUUCCGGAACCUUCCCUUCAUCAUCGGCUGCAACCCCACCAUCCUACACGUGCACGAGCUGUACAUCCGGGCCUUCCAGAAACUCAGUGACUUCCCCCCGAUCCAGGGGCAGUCGGACGAGUCCCGUUACUGUUCUCUGCUGCGGCAGCUGCUGGAGGAUCACAAGGACGUCGUGACCCUCCUGGCCGAGGGCUUCCGGGAGUGCCGGAGACACAUCCAGGACGAGCGUCUCCUCCGUCCCUUCCUGGACAAGACCCUGACGUCGCGUCUGGGGAUGCGUCUCUUGGCCACCCAUCACCUGGCCCUGCACGAGGACAAGGCGGAUUUCGUGGGCAUCAUCUGCACCCGGAUGAGCCCCAAGAAGCUCGUGGAGAAGUGGGUGGAUUUCGCCAGACGCCUGUGUGAGCACCAGUACGGGAACGCGCCGCGGGUCCGGAUCAACGGCCACGUGGCCGCUCGGUUCCCCUUCAUCCCCCUGCCCCUCGACUACGUCCUGCCUGAGCUGCUCAAGAACGCCAUGAGGGCGACGAUGGAGUCCCACCUGGACACUCCCUACAACGUCCCCGACAUCGUCGUCACCAUCGCCAACAACGACAUCGACCUCGUCAUCCGGAUCUCGGACCGAGGGGGGGGGAUCCCCCACGAGCUGCUGGACAAGGUGACCGAGUACCACUUCAGCACCGCCGAGGCCUCGGCACAGGACCCCCGGCUGGGGGGGCCCUUCCGCACCCUCAUGGACGGCAACGGCCAGGCCGGGCCCAUGCACGGGUUUGGGUUCGGGCUGCCGACGUCUCGGGCCUACGCCGAGUACCUGGGGGGGUCCCUGGUGCUGCAGUCGCUGCAGGGGGUGGGCACCGACGUUUACCUGCGGCUGCGCCACAUCGACGGCAAAGCCGAGAGCUUCCGCAUCUGACCCGGGGCCCCUGAACCCCCCAGGGCCGGGGGGGGGACGGGACAGACCCCCCC
Molecule: messenger RNA, 1034 nt
Organism: Neopelma chrysocephalum (saffron-crested tyrant-manakin)
Lineage: Eukaryota; Metazoa; Chordata; Aves; Passeriformes; Pipridae
Gene: BCKDK
Product: branched chain ketoacid dehydrogenase kinase
Exons: 9
Biological process (GO): protein phosphorylation; regulation of glucose metabolic process
Cellular component (GO): mitochondrion
Molecular function (GO): pyruvate dehydrogenase (acetyl-transferring) kinase activity
Source: RefSeq, a predicted model, not a curated record